UGUCAUUUGUAGAGAAUCACCUUUAGUAUUCCUCGAACGGUCUAACAUUCGUGUCAGUCUCGCGUUUCCGGAUCUCGGAUCAUUUUAAAAAACACUCGCCGCCGUUUGCUACCUCUCCAAUAUGCACAAAUGCGCAGCAUCAGCAAGCAUACCGCCAGUCCCGCCGCGGCGCAAAAAGCGCAAAGCAAAGUUUGCCGGUACUGUAAAAUCUCCUCAAGAAACGUCUUCGAGCAGUCUAAAGAAGGUGGAGAGAAAACGUCUGGCGCCGCCACCGCCGCCACCACCACCGCGAACAACCCGAAGAGUUAAAUCCCACGUCACCAAAUGUCACCGGGAUGUAGAUGAAGAAGAAACAAUUCCAGACAGUCGGCUGGUCGAAGAGUCGGAGGAAACUUUGCACAGCUUAAGUUCGGAGAAGCCUGUCAGGCCUCUGCCGCGACAGUUCGAAGACACCGACCUGAUACCGACUAAAGAGAUGAGCAACGGCGCAAACGAGAUAAACGAUGCUCGCAAUGCGAGCGCUGAACGCGCGUUUCCCUUAUUCGAGACAUUAUCGAGAAAGGAGCCAGACAAGUACCCGCCGCUGCUGUUCACUCUGCACGACUUCCAGAACGUGAUGUCCAACAGUAUGCCGCGCGAGGAGGACACCACGCCUGAGACGAUCGUCCAGCUGGUCAGCUCCAUCCGCGACAUUUUCCACGAGUCCUUCGAGCACUCGCUGGACGACGAAGAGGCCGACAUGUGUUUCCGCGUGACUACGACUAACCUACCGUUCGAGAAGUGCCUGGACAGGUGGGGCAAUACCUUCACGGACAACCUGUUCAACAAGUUCGACGACUCGAACCGCUUCGUUUUCGAGGACUACAUCGACAGGAGCAGCAGGCUGAACAUCCGUCGAUCUGCUGGUCCGAUGUUCUACGACAACUUCGACGAGGAUCCACCAAGCGUUCCUAGGUUGACCAAAGUGAGAUUCGUCAUCCAAUCCCCGAGUUCCUCAACCCCGGAUCAUGAUCUUAGCGAGGAUGGAGGAGAAGACAUAGAUCCAUCUGUAAAGCAGAAUACUACUCGCGGCACUGUCGCUUCUGCACAGCUGACGGAGAUCACGGACAACACAGAGCUCAAAGAGGAACACCUCGAAGGAUGCCGACAGAGCUCUGAUGACUCCGACGAGUUCGGUGACGUACCUUUCUGCACGAUUUUGAACAACCGCGACGAUGCUGACGAGGUUCCAUUCGAAUACACCUGUACUUCUAUGGACUUAGCUGAUCGAGAAUCGCCGGAUGAAAAUAACUAUGAGAGUGUUGUUCUAAAGGAUUCCUUUGGCGACUCGACUUUCGUGGAAUUGCAAAAUCAAUCCUUUGAAACUAGUUCCUUGGUUGAUACAUUGAAGUCUGUGAACAUGGAUAGAUUAGAGAUAAGUUUGACGAGGACAGAAACAGAUCCUCGACUGGAGAAUACUUCUACGUUGGAUAGAGUCGAAAAGGAUUUGUCGAAGAGGUCUAUCAACGAUAUCGAUCCGCUGUUUGAAGCUCCGAUUAAUUUUGUUCAAUACGUCAAAGAAAAGCACAAGACAGAACCGCGGAUUCUAUCAGAUCUAUCGGAAGAAUUUUACGAGGAUGCUAGCAGUAAAUUUGAAAUCGUUGAGACUACAAUUUUUGGAAACACUAAUGAAACUGUGGAUGAUGUUAUCAAACAGAAAAUAACGAUGGACACAGAAAAUACUGUGGAAAAAGAAUUAAUUAGUGAUCCUGUGGCCAGCGAGGAAAAAUUGACAAUAAACCAAACAAUAACUGAAAAUCGGACAACGGUAAAGAACAAUGAGGAGAGAUGCAAUUCGUUAAUGAACAGUACUCAAAUUAAUACAGAUGACCAAUUACCUGUUGAAAAACAAAAAUGCGACAACUGCGAGGCAGCAAUGACUGAGUCAUUCGAUAAAUCGAGUCGGCAGUACAAGCGGCAAAUUUUCGUCAACGAAUCGCUUCGGAGCUGUGUGGUUUGUCAUGACUCCUCGUCGAAUGAUUCUGAAUUGGCGAGUCAGAUCUUCAAAGAUGAAACUGAUAGUGUAGAAGCCGUUACUUUAUCUUUAGCUGCACUUGAUGACCACCUCGACGAAUAUGAUUUAGGAGAGAACAUAGAUGAUGUGAAGAAUACGAACAAAGGACCCCUUAGACGAGUAGGUAGCGUACCGGUUAGCAUCCGGAGGAACUCAUUUUUGGAGAACAUGCUCUGUGAAGAUGAGGCUGAAACUUGGGCCGGGUCGACGAGUUGCAAGAUAGUAGCUACUCAUCCGAAAUCAUCCUCGUUGGUGAUGAACGAAGAAUUGAUCCCUAUGAUCGAGGAAGAAAGCGAAGUUGCAUGCCAGCUACCCGAUUCGAUAAAGACGUGCGCGGAGAUCUGGAAAGUAACGAAGUCCAAGGAAAUCCCGAAGAAGAUUGACACUUCAGUUAGCAAUCCAAGAUCGCCUAAUGACUUUCAAUCGAGCAAAAAGCACGCAGGCGAGGUAAAAUGUGACGUGCUGAACGAGUUGCUAUCAAAUUUUAGCACACUUAAAUUGAGACCGGUAAACAAUGAAAAUCAAGGUAGCGAUGGUAUCCUACAAGUAAGCAGUGACAAGGAAACGUCUGCUUUGACAUCGGAGAUCUAUGAAGCAGAAAAGGUACACUAUACUCGUCAUAACAAAAAUCCAACAGGGUCUUCGCAAAGUUCCAGACAGAUGCGAACGUCAAUGGAAGGUAAGAAUUCGUCAGGUGAAUUCAGCUUCAGAAGCACAUCUACAACUGAACUCAGUGGAUUUCCAGCCGGCCUUGACAGGAAGAUCAACGGCCACACGGAGAUCGUCAAGGUGGAUGUACACAGAUCGGAACACGGUGACGACGAGGAUGACUUAAAAGUGUCAAGCAACGUACUUGAGACUUACGACGAGUCAAGGUUUCCGCGCAAAAACAUCGUAUCUAAUGAGAAGGGCGAUAUGAGCGCAGCAGAGAGCUCCAUGCUACCUCGACAGGUAGCCAGCUGCAGCGAAAAGACUGACGCAGAGAAUCAUAAUGAUGAGGAGCUCGAUGACCGUGGCCCGGUCGGCGAACAGUUAGAUUUAAGCAGGAGAACGGGUAGCGGCGCCAAAAGUGCCAUAGCUAGGAGGAUUCCUCAACCCCAUUGUAAUAAUAAUGACAAUAACAGGGCUGUUACAUCCGUAGCUGUAAGUGACGACCAAUCCCGCGACACUGUAACAAUAACCCCCGGUAGAGUUAGAAGCUUCGUUAAGUACUACGAGAUUCGGCGCGAUGCAACGACCGACAACGAUUCUAAAACUAACGAUAGAGAUAAAUUAGAUAGAGAUGAAAUGCCGGGACACCAGUCGGUGUUCAGCAUUCGUAGAGGACUGGAGGCGAAGGCGAUCAAGGGUAGGCCCUCCGAGUUCCGGAAGGACACCGUUCAGACAUCGGUCUCGGUCACAAGUGCGGUCGAAUCAGCCAGAACAAAGGGCAGCUGCGCCGCAAUUACGGACAUGCUCGAGGAGGAACAUUCGACCCGACUGAACGAUUCUGUCGAGGUAAUCGAGGAUUUGGGAACGAGGAAAGAUGAAGACACGUUGCUAACAUCUCCUAGCGAUUCAACCUCCAAGUUCGGUAAGGCUAAGAGGAAGAAGUCAGUGCAGUUUGAAGGUGGACACACUGUGAUCGGUGCGAAAUGUUCUCAAGAUGCCGGUCCCUUGGGAAGUCCCGCGAACCAAGUUCCAAAAUCGCCGAGAAAGAGCAAGGCUCUCGGUAGACCGACAAUGGUGGAAGACGCCUCGCGUGCAACUGAGGAUUCCAAAACUGCUGAGCAGAACGAUUGGGUGGACGCUGGCGCCUGGUCUUUCAACAAACGAGAAAUUGCUGCACAGAUACAAGCCGCAGCAGGACGCAAGGAAUUUUCAGGUGAGGAAGUCGUAACAGUUCCACCUACGAGCGGAGGUCAGGAUAGCUGGAAAACGCAGACACUUUCGUUGAGCAGCGAAUCGCCGGGUAAUCGGCGCAGAGGUUACCAUCAACAGUUGCAAGCAGUGCCCACCGGUAAACGGACCCGUCCAGCUCCACCGCCGCCGCCGAUAUCCUGCAAGGUCAAUGCGAAGGACAUCAACAAGUAUUUCGACUGGCCGAACAAGGAGAACCGGCCAGGAAAUGCCGUGAACACCAGGAACCAAGAGAACGGGACGAACGAGAGUCAAGUCGAGGACGAACAGACGACCAUGGGCUCGAAUUUGAGUCGUCAUAACGGGAAGGGCCUUACGGGCCGCAGGACCCAAUCCUCCGGCAAUCUGUGCGAACCCAAAGGGAAGCUCAACAGCAUGGGCAAGAUUCUGGUUCCCUGUUCCAGCGCGCAGAGAGAAAGAUAUAAAUUCUGUGGCUCAUUGCCCAACCAUCUGGACGACAAGGACGUGCUGGAUGACGAUUCGAAAGAGAACAAUAACAUAAUGACUGAUACUAUUGCCGGGAAUCUUGGUGGAACGUUGCCACACAAGAAACGGUCGUUGGGCGUUCACUUCUCAGAUGGAGGGCCAACUGGAGCGUUAGACCUUGUGAAACAUCGAUCGCAAGAUUCCAUAGAUGAAAAUGAUCCUUGGAGGUAUCAGCAGAGCGACCUUGAUCUGGUGAGAUGUCGCCACGAAAAUUUCGACUCCGUGAGAAGGAACCGAAGCACCGACACAGUAUCCAGCGAUUCCUCGAGGAGAUACAACCGUGGUUCGUCCCUGGAAGACAGAUGUCAUCGGAAUUCGGAUCUUGACCUGGUGGGCACGCUGCCUAAACGAAAGCAGGACACCAGAAACGGCAGGAAGGCUUCCGAUAUCAAUUCCUCGUCCUCACAGCCCAGCAUCCCCGACGCCACCGAGAACGAUUUGCUGAUGCAAAUUGUGCAUAAACCCGAUUGCGAACUAGUCAGGCAUCGGCAACAACUUAGCAAGUGCAUCGAUCUUAAAUUGAGCAAACUGGCCGGCGGGGAACCGCAGGAUCAAGGUUACGCCUCGGAACGCUCUCCGGAAGACGAACAUCCGCCUUCGUUGCCCGGACAACCGUUCCCGAAUAUCACACCUGAGAGCACGUUCCGGGUAACGUUGCAGAAAAGCAGUCGUGGACUUGGCUUAAGCGUUUCCGGUGGUGGAACCGCAGGGCCAGUACGAGUAAAAAGACUGUUUCCUCAACAACCUGCGGCCUUGUCCAAUAAACUUCAACCUGGUGAUAUUCUCCUUGCUGCUAAUGGUAUUCCCCUAACCGGUCUCACCAAUUAUGAGGCUCUCGAAGUUCUACGAACGACACCCAGUACUGUGGAGUUGGUGGUGUGCCGGCUUCCGGGUGAUACGAAUGUCACACCACCCGGGGCACCCCCGCCGCCCCCGGCAAGGCGUGAGCCGCCCCCGCCUCUGCGUAUUUUGAACCCCCUGCCGCCACUUCAAAUCGAACCCUGCGGUGAAUUCGACAUAGAGAUGACGAAAGUUGGCGGCAGCCUGGGUUUCACUUUGAGAAAAGCGGAUAGCAGCGCACUGGGUCAUUACGUGAGGGCAUUAGUGCGAGAGCCAGCAUUAAGCGACGGCCGCAUUCGACCAGGGGACAAAAUAGUCGCUGUUGACGGGGCACCAUUGUCCCCCAUGAGCCACGAAGAGGCUGUCCAAUUGCUGCGACAAUGUGGUCCCACCGUGAAGCUCCGAUUGUACAGGGAUCUGGCGCAAACUCCUGUCUCCGCGCUCUCGCCUACUGAGCCUGAUCACCCUCUCCGUCCACCACGAACAAGUUUGAGACAAGAGGCAGUCGACAUGCUCUGCGAUUUAGCGGUUCGGAAACUAUCUCCAGGUACCUCGAGCGGUUCAAGUUGCAAGCAAUCCCCUGGAGCGUCUUGCAAUUCUCCAAGAAGACUUCGCCGUCUUGCCACCCGCACACCUACCGAAAAUGAUCAAGGAGCUCCGGAGAAGCACUCGAGCGUGCACACGACGUCGACGGCCAGCCAGGCGGAGACAUCCGAUUCCGACCAGUGCUCGAUCAGGACGCAGAUAACGAACUCCCAGCCAAACACACCGGGAACCGACAUAAUCGAUCCACCGCCGCUCUACGACGUCUGCGAUUCCAGUGAUUCCUCGAAAACACCGGCGCGGCCGAGUUUUCUCGACCUAACGGCACCCCAAGGAAAGCCUCAUUUCCAGUUCUGCAGCUUGGACUCCGAUCUCGAGUAUCCCGGAGGUGACGGGAUCGCCGCUGCGGACGAUCAGGCCGUGACAACGCCCGCCGAUUACGAGAGGAGACAUGCGAACAUCCUCUGUAGCGACGACCAUGACAACAAUCUACCUUCUGAGCCGGCCUCCAUGCCACCCGUGCUAUCCUCAACGAGCAGCUCGAGCACAGCUGCAUUCAGCUAUAAAAACCCUGCUUAUCAAAGCGCCAAUCCAGCUUGCGGCGCCGGUAUCGACACCGCUGCCAAAAAUAAGGCUACACACUCCAGCGAUCAGGACAUACCAGGAAAAAUCUUGGGAGCGGAGGAUCCCGCCGGUAGCAAGGGUUUAUUGAAGUGGAAAGGUGUGAUGUUUGCCCCAGAUGAUGGAAUAGAUAAAACUGAGAAUGAAGAGAAGAUCGGAAAGGAUACCACGGAUUCAGCUAUCCCCAAUGAAGAACUUGAACAAGGAACUGAGGUGUUCAUGGUAGAGCUGACGCGUGGAUGGAAUAGUCGACUAGGGUUCAGCUUGCAACCGGAAGGAAAUCAUACAGUUAUAUCAGUCGUACAUCCCGACAGUGUUGCUGCUAAAGAUGGCAGACUCAAGCAAGGAGAUGUGCUUUUAAUGGUAAAUGAUGAAAGUGUGAAAGACAUGUCUACAGCGGAUAUAAUAGACCUGCUACGUAAAAUCAGGGGUUCCAUAGGUAUCACGGUCAUGAGACAAAGUAAACGAGAAAAUGUAACGUGACGCUAGUCAGAUAUACAUAUAAUAAAAGAACCCCCUAAAGAAAGAAAUAACUUUCACGUCCAUUAUGGUAGAAUGAGUCUUUUAUUGUAAAGCAUAACAUCGAUUUGCCAAUGGAAUAUUGCUCGAAUGGUAUAAUCCUUUGGUUCUCGUUUCGUUCGGUGGAAAACCGAUACAUCUAUGAACGAAAACAACUUCCUCCAUAAUUAUACGGUCAACGUGUUAACUGUGUGCAAUAUAAAGUUUCAUGUGACUAGAUUCUUAGGUAGAGUCCUUGAGAAAUGAAGCCUUAGACGCGCUGUGGUGAUUUAAUUAAUUGUAACGCGCAUCCUCUUAAGAAUCAUUGUUUAUGCGACUGCUAGCGUUAAGUUGUCCAUUAAGUCCGUGCGAUUCCUUACCAAUGUUAAACUUUAAUUUCUUUUAAAAAUGAAUUACAUUCAAUGCAUUAUAUACUUCUUAACACGUGAGAUUGAAAUUUUCAAAGCAAUUUUGAUACAAGCAACUAGGAGCUAUGUGUAUAACAAGCAAAUAUUGGUACACAAAACUAAUAAGGAAAGUCGUACUUUAUUGGACAGCUUAAUAUAAUCGAAUACAGCUUCCCCAAUUAGCGCAUUAUCGAAUGCGUUUUGAAAGCUGUAUCCAUUUCAACACUCCCAAGGUAUAUGAAACCUAAUUGCUACUACGUGUAAAAAUAUAUUAUUAAUAUAGUCAAAUUAAUGUUCAGCGUGGUUCAAUGAACGUCCUUCGAGUCAAAGUGCUCGCAGUUCGUUUGGAACUUUAAAAUUUAAAGUGACAAGACUGCUUUAAGAAUCCGAAAGUGGGAAAAAAAUGUAUGGUUGCUGUCUAGAUAUUUAAUGGAUGAAUGCAGGACAUGUACCGUAUUAAACACAUGUCUUUAUUUUUACGUGAUUCUUGUUGGGAAGUAUAGGCACUAUACUUGAGCAUUCACGUGUGCUCAAUAAUUGCAAAGUAGGAUAUUUUUAUAAACCUACACACCGAGUAGUAUCUCUAUUAGGAGAUUUAAAACCAUCGAAAGGAAUACUAUAUGAUUAUUGCAAAGACUUUAUAUAUACUCUAUGUCACAUGAAUGUGAAAAAGAAAACUACUCGAAGAAUAACAGCAACUUGUUCAGUUAAAAUCUUAUUAGUGAAUUUACACAAAUCGACUUAUGGUGUUAGACACGUGUUGAUAACGUUGAGUACCAAUGUAACGAAAUGAAAUUCGUAUAGGAACGCAUAAACGAAGUGUUUGUAUCAGCCAAUUAGAAGUUGUAAUUAAAAUACGAAAAUUUUGUCACACAAGUUACGAUUUGCCUCGUUAAUAAAAAUUUCAAUUACACAAUUAUAAAACAAAGUUUUGUGUGUGUGUGAAUCCUUCAUUCUAAAGAAAUAUACAAUUACAUUCUUCUCAACCAAGUGAACAUUGUUAGUAAAAAGUAGUAUUUGCUAAAGCUUUUGUUGAAUUCCAAAAAAAUGUUAAGAAGAAAUAAUCUAUUACAUUAAAAGUAAUAGCAGGAGAAUUAUGUAUUCAACAAAAGUACAGCAAUCUAUGUCUGCAAACAUUCUGAAUAUUCCUAGGCCAAUGUUUCUCAAAUUUGGAAAUUUAAAUAAUAAAAACAAUCAUUUCAUUCGCAACAAAAAAGAAAAAUCGAGUAUUACAUCCAAGCCUAUAAUCAAAGAGUUAAUCAAAAUGUCGCGGUGAAUACAUGAAGAAGAAUGUGUUUCUUUAUUUUUAUCUUUAUUAUGACACUGCAUCUCCGCGCCUAUUGUAAAUAAUUAUAAGACGAUUAUUAUGUUCUAACAUUACGUUCUCAAAGUUUUAAAACGACAAUGUUAGAGCUCGAACACGUCGAACAUAUCGUUAUGAAAUAUAACGCAACCAUACCUAUACGUGUUCAAUGCGUAUAAUACAAGCGAAUCAUAAUGUGUAUUAUAGUGUAACAGUGUAACUCAUCACUUUGCAAUGUACAACCGAAGAAUCACUUACAAACAUGUAAUCGUAAAGUUCCACGAUUCUUGGACUGCUGUAGCAUCUACCGUUUCUUAUCGGAACGAGAUUACUGUACGUGUGUUUAUUAGCAAUAGCAAUUUCUAAUUGUGCAAUGUUCGAAACCUUUGUAAUAAUACCUAUUACUAAGCCACUUGAAUUUUUAUGCUGCACUUAAAAUCAUCAACAUUCUGUCGCAGUAUCUAGAACGCUUUAUUUCGACGCACCAAUUAACACGUGAACGCAUUGCGUAAGUGUAAGCUCCCUUUUAAGCCAAACAAAUUUCUAAUUCAUAAAAAUUAUACAUGAUCUAGUAUUGAAUUAUAUAUUUUCGAAAUUUUAUGAAAAGUGUAAAAUUGAUCUGUGAAUUCUUAAAAAAUUAAGAUUACGCAAACUGUUUUACGUCUUUCGAAUUUGAUUUUCUUCGAAGAUAUUUUUCUCUGUUUUUUCAUCUUUUAGAGUUUUAUGGAGCACUCUAUGCGUAGGAAAAAAUUAGAAUCGCUUGCAGUAUGUUUACAAUUAGGAGCGUAGUAAACGAGUAA
Molecule: messenger RNA, 9450 nt
Organism: Megalopta genalis
Lineage: Eukaryota; Metazoa; Arthropoda; Insecta; Hymenoptera; Halictidae
Molecular function (GO): protein binding
Source: RefSeq, a predicted model, not a curated record